AUGCCCAGCGCUCUUACCAAAGUCAUUUACAAGCCCGACUCACAAUCAACCGAUGAAUUUAUGAUCAUCGUAAACCCAGAUGCUUAUAAGAAGUGGAAGGAUGGCGCAUUUACUGUGUUCCAUACCGGUCAGGGCUCGCAAGGAAUCCUCCGUCAACCAUCAAAACAGCAGCUUGACACUGUCUUCGGGACACACAAGGACAUUGAUGUUGUGGAAUUCAUGCUGAAGAAUGGAAAGGAGCAAAGUGGUGAAGGUAUCAAGGAUGCUUUCAGCCUUAACCUCGCACGAGGAAGCAAUAUAGUGGACAGUCGCGGAAAGGGUCUAACUGGCAUCUAG
Molecule: messenger RNA, 336 nt
Organism: Psilocybe cubensis
Lineage: Eukaryota; Fungi; Basidiomycota; Agaricomycetes; Agaricales; Agrocybaceae
Exons: 3
Coding region: 1-336 (111 amino acids)
Source: RefSeq, a predicted model, not a curated record